Mycena indigotica is the source of this 1581-nucleotide messenger RNA. Its product is annotated as Coronin. Gene Ontology annotation, biological process: actin filament organization. Bases 1 to 1581 code for a protein of 526 amino acids. Gene Ontology annotation, molecular function: actin filament binding. Lineage: Eukaryota; Fungi; Basidiomycota; Agaricomycetes; Agaricales; Mycenaceae. The transcript is spliced from 5 exons. The record is from RefSeq and is a predicted model, not a curated record.
AUGUCGCGGUUCGUCCGGGCCUCGAAAUAUCGUCAUGUCUUUGGCCAGACUGGAAAGAAGGAGUACAGCGUCGAGAAUGUCAAAGUGACGGGCAGCGCCUGGGACACGAAUGUCGUUGCUGCCUCUGGGGAAUACCUUAGUAUCAACUGGAAUGCAUCUGGUGGUGGUGCCUUCGCCAUCGUCCCCUUACCCUCCCCCUUCAAUGCGACCACGUUGUCCACAAAACUACCUGACAACCUCCCUCUUGCCCGCAGUCAUACCGCCCCCGUUCUCGACACGGACUGGUCCCCCCAUAACGACAGCAUUGUCGCGUCAGGCGGUGAAGAUGGCAAGGUCAUGAUUUGGAAGGUGGAGAGCUCUGCAUUCGAUGGGUGGGGCGCUGAGGGCUGGAGCCCCGUUGACUUCGACCCUGUUCUUCGCAUUGACGGGUCGCCACGGAAGAUCGGACAAGUUCUUUUCCACCCUACCGCCUCGAAUGUGGUUGCUAGCGCGUCAGGCGAGCAUGUUGUCAAGCUUUGGGACCUCGCUUCCCCUGAAGACCCUCGAACUACUCUUACGGGCCACGGAGACGCGAUACAAAGCCUUUCUUUCAACCCGACUGGCACUCUUCUUGCGACUACGUGUCGCGACCGUAAACUGCGGAUUUUCGACCCUCGUGCUGGUGGCGAAGCGGUACGCAUUACUGACGGGCAUGGCGGUAUCAAAGGGUCUCGCGUUGUGUGGAUGGGAGAGAACGACCGAAUUGCAACGACUGGCUUCAGCAAAAUGAGUGAUCGACAAGUGGCCGUUUGGGAGACUGGGGGAUUAAGCAACCUCAAAACACUUGUCAUUGACCAGUCUGCGGGUGUUAUCAUGCCUUUCUGGUCGGACAACAACAUCUUGUUCCUCGCCGGAAAAGGCGAUGGGAACAUCCGCUACUACGAAUACGAAUCUGACGCACUCUACGCCCUUUCUGAACACAAAUCCUCCGAUCCUCAACGUGGAAUGUGCUUCCUUCCCCGUCGAGCGCUGAACGUUUCCGAAUGCGAAAUUGCCCGUGCUUACAAAGUCAUGGGGUCGACUAUCGAGCCCAUUGCAUUUAUCGUUCCUCGCAAGGCUGAUUCAUUCCAAUCCGACAUCUAUCCACCCGCACCCAGCUCUGAAGCUAGUCUUUCGGCAUCCGAGUUCUUUGCGGGAAAGACUGCUCCGUUGCGAUUGGUCAACCUGGCGGAUGGUGUCAGCUUUGCUAGUUCAGCAAGUGCGACACCAGUCCCUACAAGGACGGCAACCGCACCAGCUCCAACACCAGCUCCCGCCCCCGUUCAAGCACAACCACCUCCACCUAUUGCCCAACCAACCCCUCCUCCGCCACAAGCGAUUCCUCGUGCCGAACCUGUAUAUAGUCGUCAACCGAGCGUCGAUUCAUACUCUGCGCCAACUCCAGCCAAGAGUAGCAGCACGGACAGCGCUCUUGUGGAGGAGAAUGCGCGGUUGACAUCUGAGUUGCGCGAGGCGCGGGAGAAAAUCCGUGGGCUGGAGCUGCAGUUAGAGAGUGUCCGUGCAAAUGCUAGGAAGGCUGCGCAGGCGCUUCUGGAUGGCUAA